AGGGGAAGAAAAAAAAAUCAGAAACUAAGGUUGGUGAGGAAACCAAGCAAACCAUCAAAAUUACAUAACAUAGUAAUAAUUAACAAAAAGGCAUCAAAGCAAGUAAACAAUCUUCUAAUAUAAACCCAACAUAGUCCAUUUUUCUCAUAGAAAAAAAAUCAAGAGAGAAAGAAACAUAGCCACUAGUUCUGUCUCUGUAUCUGUGUCUCUGUCUCUCUUGUUUGAUUCUCUUUCUCUUUCUCUCCCCCUUUGAAACUUUGUAUUGAGUCUCAUCUUGUUGCCUUCUUUUGAUCGGAGUAAUGGGCAUACCCUGCCGUUGUUCCCACACCUCCCAAUCCCACAUCACUGAAAUCAUCAUCACCAGUUUCUUCCGCCAUAAGUCUUAGAUCUUUAAUCAUUCAUUCCUAGCUAGCUUGUAGCUAUAUACCUAUUAUGGCACGUUAAGAUAUAAGAAAGAAAAAAGAAGUUUAACUUUAGUUGAAUUUAGCUUUGUGAUCAUAAAUUUAUAUAUAUAUAUGGCGGGUGGGAGAGUUUUUUCAAAUGGUCCUGCAAAUAUUUCAAAUAUAAAUAUGAAUAUUUUGCUUCAGAAUCAACAACAAACUCCUCGUGGAAACUCUUCUCAACAACCUCUUGAUUCUCUUUUCCUUUCUUCUUCUGCUUCUUUCUUUGGUUCAAGAUCUAUGGUGAGUUUUGAAGAUGUUCAAGGAAGGAAAAGGCGCAACAGGUCUUUCUUUGGAGGAUUUGAUCUUGACGAAAACGGAGAGGAUGAGAUGGAUGAGUACUUUCAUCAAUCCGAGAAGAAACGGCGUCUCUCAGUGGAUCAAGUUCAGUUUCUUGAGAAAAGCUUUGAGGAGGACAACAAACUUGAACCAGAGAGGAAAACCAAGCUAGCUAAAGACCUUGGUUUGCAGCCACGGCAAGUUGCUAUUUGGUUUCAAAACCGUCGUGCAAGGUGGAAGACUAAACAGCUUGAGAAGGAUUAUGAUUCUCUUAAUGAUGGUUAUGAGUCUCUUAAGACAGAGUAUGACAACCUUCUCAAAGAGAAAGAUAGGUUACAAUCUGAGGUGGCAAGCCUAACUGAAAAGGUACUUGAAAGAGAGAAACAAGAGGGAAAAUUCAAACAAGGUGAAAGUGAAACAAAGGAAUUCUUGAAGGAACCAACAAUUAAUAAGCCUUUGGUUGAUUCAGUUUCUGAGGGUGAAGGAUCCAAAUUGUCAAUUGUUGAGGCUUCUAAUAAUAAUAAUAAUAAUAACAAACUUGAAGAUAUUAGUUCAGCAAGGAGUGACAUAUUGGAUUGUGAAAGUCCACGCUACACUGAUGGAGUGUUAGAGACAUGUGAUUCUUCCUAUGUAUUUGAACCUGAAUAUCAAUCGGACCUAUCACAAGAUGAAGAAGAUCACAAUUUAUUGCCUCCUUACAUCUUUACAAAACUUGAAGAUGUGAAUUACUCCGACCCGCCACAUAAUUCAACAAGUUAUGGAUUUCAAGAGGAAGAUCAUCAUCAAGCUCUUUGGCCUUGGUCUUAUUAGAUAUGAUAUGAUAUGAUGCAUUUAUCUUUCUUUCUUUGUAAUAUGCAUGUAUCUUUUCAUUGUGUUUAUUAGUAUUUACCCUUUUUGUGCAAAGUGAGUGAGUACUGUACUAAGUUGUGUGCGUAAUAAAGUUAGAGCAAUGGCAAGUUGAAAACAUUUCAUUUCAUACCCGAAAUGGGUGUGGCUCUUGUAGGAUAGAAAUGGCGGCUUUUAUACCCCAUUUUGUUGCAUUGUAAAUUAAUGAAACUUUUGGAUCUAAUCCAACAUUUAAAAGAAUUAA
Medicago truncatula (barrel medic) is the source of this 1809-nucleotide messenger RNA. RefSeq names its product homeobox-leucine zipper protein HAT5. The transcript is spliced from 3 exons. Gene Ontology annotation, molecular function: sequence-specific DNA binding; DNA-binding transcription factor activity, RNA polymerase II-specific. Gene Ontology annotation, cellular component: nucleus. Gene Ontology annotation, biological process: positive regulation of DNA-templated transcription. The record is from RefSeq and is a predicted model, not a curated record. Lineage: Eukaryota; Viridiplantae; Streptophyta; Magnoliopsida; Fabales; Fabaceae. Bases 516 to 1529 code for a protein of 337 amino acids.